GAGAGAGAGAGAGAGAGAAGCACCAGACCAGCCCCUCCAAAAUGUGCGUCAGUGAAAGUGUUGAGUCCUGGUGCUCCAUCCCGCUCCAUACUUUCCAGUUAGGCUCCAUGAGCACGAACAACUCUCCAACCGCAGACGUCGAUAACACAGCCGUACUUCACCUGGGAAUUGGAAGACCAUACCAAACAAUCAUGUUGGAGAACGAGGCUUUUUCCUGUUUUGUUUUCUAUAGUGUUCUCCUGGUCAUCAAGAUGUACAUCAUAGCAAUCAUCACUGGACAAGUCAGGCUUCGUAAAAAGGCUUUCGCUAACCCAGAGGAUGCGCAGAGACACGGCGGCGUCCAGUACUACAGAGAGGAUCCGGACGUAGAACGGUGCCGAAGAGCUCACCGUAACGACAUGGAGAAUAUCUUCCCUUUCCUGUUCCUGGGGGCUGUGUACUCCCUGAUUGGCCCGUCGCUUGCCGUGGCCCGCGCUCACUUCCUGGUCUUCUUCCUGUUCCGCAUGCUCCAUACAGUGGCCUACCUGUGUGUCCUGCGGGCACCCACACGCUCCCUGGCCUAUGUCGUCGCCCAAGUGCCCUGCGUCUCCAUGGCCGUGCAGGUCCUCGCGGCGGUGGCCUCCUCGUGGUAGUUGUGGUUUUCUGGAUCUAUCUGUGACCGCUUCAAUCUGAGACCUAUCUCAGUCUGUGAGAUCAGCGGUAGAGGAUACUGCAAGAGAUGCUUUUCAUACAAGGGAAAUCCUCAAGACUAUAUCGCUAUCAAUGCUACCAUAGCAGUUUGUGUCUCUCGGCUGUAAGACAGUGUGUACUCUGAAAGUGUGUACUCUGAAAUGAAGUCAGUGUUGUGCUCUAGCAAGCACAUCCUCCUGCAGUACUGUAUGUUUGCUAUGCAAUCUUGAAGUCAAUUGCCUCCCUCUUGAUAGUCCAGGGGACUCUACUCUCUGAAGAUAAAGGUUUUAAUUAGUUAACAUUGAACCUUUUAACCAGUUCAUUGUGUUGUCAUGUUGUUUUUGUAUACACAAGUUGUUGCUUGUUUCUGUCUUUUUUAUUCUCUAUUUCUUGUUAUAAACUGGGUGGUUUGAGCUCUGAAUACUGAUUGGCUGACAGCUGUGUUAUUUUUACUGCUCUAAUUACGUUGGUAACCAGUUUCUAAUAUAAAUAAGGCACCUCAGCCGUGGUAUAUUGGCUCAAUACCACACCCCCUCGGGCCUUAUUGCUUAAUUAUACUUAACCCUGAUUGGCUCCAGGGGUGCUGUACUACAAUGGCUGACCCUGUAAAACAAUACAUUUCACUGCACCUAUUUUAUUCCACUGAGAGCUAUUUUAGUACGGCAUGUCUGGGAUAUAAUGACCUUUUAGCUGAAACCAGCUUGAUCCAGUCUUAGAGGUACAAAUGAAGAGCAGGCAUGUGCCAUUCUAAGGAACUUUUCCAGUGUGGUGGUUCACUGUGUUCGUUUAUCUAGCAUUGGCCACCAUGGCAUCACAUGAUGGGGGAUGAUGACACAGAGACAUCAGGUCUACCACACCUGUCGAUGGGAUACUGAUGAGGCCAAGAGUUUUUCCUGAUCACAGGAUUUGACUACAGCCCAUAGUUUUUCCUGGUCUGGUCCUGGACCUAGAUAGGAGCUAUGACUGCUGAAUUGUCCAUAAUCAUAACAUAUAUUUUAUCCUCCACCUCUGUGUUUCUUUAGCCUGGUUCUAGAUCAAAAUUGGCAAGACAGGAUAGGGGUUUCUUCAGUAUUGUCCAUGUAGGGUAGCCUAGUGGUUAGAGCGUUGGACUAGUAACCGGAAGGUUACGAGCUGACAAAGUACAAAUCUGUUGUUCUGCCCCUGAACAGGCAGUUAACCCAUUGUUCCUAGGCCGUCAUUGAAAAUAAACAUUUGUUCUUAACUGACUUGCCUAGUUAAAUAAAGGUCAAAUAAAAUAAAUAACCAAUGGGUGGUUUGUUGAUGAAUGGUCCUCUACUGUGUUGUGUCUUCUACACUGCAGCCACUUGAGGCUUGCUAGAGCAGAAGUUGGCAUUGUGAAACCUAUGUGUGUCAACUGGGCGUCAUUACUGGACAGUUAUUGCACAUUUCCAAGUUACUGCAACACAAUUCCAAGUUACUACAACACAUUUCCAAGUUACUGCAACACAAUUCCAAGUUACUACAACACAUUUCCAAGUUACUGCAACACAAUUCCAAGUUACUGCAACACAUUUCCAAAGUCUUUGUGUUUGACCUAAUACAAUGCUAUUUCUCUGUAAAUAAAUUAACCACAGACUUUCAGCAUGCUUCUAGAGAAGGUCGCUCAACAUGUACUGCACUGACACAACUGACUGUUGUUCUUGUCUAUUGAUGUACUGUAUUAUGUAAUUCUGUAUUAUGUUUCAUGUUUUGUGUGGACCCCAGGAAGAGUAGCUGCUGUUUUUGCAACAGCUAAUGGGGAUCCUAAUAAAAUACCAAAUACCCACUGGGCACAGACGUCAAUUCAAUGUCUAUUCCACAUUGGUUCAAUGUAAUUUCAUAAAAAUAAUAUGGAAACAAUGUUAAUUCAAGCAGUGUAUGCCUAAUGGGAAGCUACUGCCACACCUUUCCAAGUGACUGUUUCACAGUUCCAAGUGACUGUUUCACAGUUGCAAGUUACUGUUUCACAGUUCCAAGUGACUGUUUCACAGUUGCAAGUGACUGUUUCACAGUUCCAAGUGACUGUUUCACAGUUCCAAGUUACUGUAUUUUUCCUAGUUACAGUUCCAAGUUACUGUAUUUUUCCUAGUUACAGUUCCAAGUUACUGUAUUACUUUAUGUUUUACUCUGUUAUUGAAUAUGCAUUGAAAAGAAUGGGCAUCUUGUAGAAUGUACAAAUGGAUGUGUAUGGAGUGCAAUGAGACAGUAAAGCGAGUUCUUUAAUGAA
This is a messenger RNA of Oncorhynchus kisutch (coho salmon), 2896 nucleotides long. It is a transcript of the gene ptges, whose product is annotated as prostaglandin E synthase. Gene Ontology annotation, cellular component: membrane. The record is from RefSeq and is a predicted model, not a curated record. Gene Ontology annotation, molecular function: prostaglandin-E synthase activity. Gene Ontology annotation, biological process: prostaglandin biosynthetic process. Bases 42 to 632 code for a protein of 196 amino acids. The transcript has 4 exons. Lineage: Eukaryota; Metazoa; Chordata; Actinopteri; Salmoniformes; Salmonidae.